AUGAGACUUUGUAUUCCUAUUAUCGGACAAAGGUUGUGAUGCUCUUUCUUUCGCUUUUUGUUUUACCUUCGUCAUGCGAUAAGUUUAAUUACAUAAUGUGACGGCGUAUGCUAUACUGGAAUAAUGUUGGAUAAUCUUUUGAUAUAUGCCCAGUCUCUUAUGUGGUGGGAGUAUUUGUCAAUGCCCUGCUGUGAAUAAAGUUUUAAGGUUUCAAAGCGGGCAGCAUCACAACAAACAUGGCGUCAGGAGGCGCUUAGCCGAGAAGAAGCUCUAGAAAUCCUCGAAAAAGCCUUUUAAUUGUUUCUUUUUUACUUGAUACCUUCUCAUAUCGGCUCGCCUCGAUCUCAGCAUGGAGUCCUCUCCGUUUCCAGAGGAGGUUUUGGAGAGGAAAGUGUGUGUUGUCGGGUCGGAGCUGGUCGAGAACUACACAGUGUACAUCAUCGAUGUGACGGAUGGAGAGCACAAGUGGACGGUGAAACAUCGAUACAGUGACUUCCACGACCUCCAUGAGAAGCUUACAGCAGAGAAGAAAGUGGACAGACGGCUGCUUCCUCCAAAGAAGAUGAUUGGUAAGAACUCAAAGAGUUUGGUGGAGCGGCGGCAGAAAGAGCUGGAGCUCUACCUGCAGACGCUGCUGCAGCAGUUCCCACAAGCCACGCCCACUCCGCUUGCCUUCUUCCUGCACUUUCACCUUUAUGAGAUAAAUGGCAUCACAGCAGCUCUAGCUGAGGAGUUAUUCAACAAAGGUGAGCAGCUGCUCCAAGCUGGUGAGGUGUUUUCCCUCCAUCCUCUGCAGCUUUACUCCGUCACCCAGCAGCUCCGCCUGGCCAAACCCACGUGCUUUAACGGAGACGCCAAAACAGACCUGGGACACAUCCUGGACUUCACCUGCAGGCUGAGAUACCUCAAGGUGUCUGGUACCAGAGGUCCAGUGGGAACCAGUAACAUCGAGGAGAGCAGUCUCCCGUUUGACCUGUCUGUUUUUAAAUCGCUGCUGCAGAUAGAGAUCAGUGAGUGCAGCUCUCAGCAGAUUCAAGGUCUGUCGUGUCUGAGGUCGAGUCUGGCAACUUUGAGUAUACACCACUCCACGGAAACUAUGACGUCGAUCCUGGUUCCUGAGGCGAGCGAGUUCUCCCAGUGGGAGGCAGAGGGGGCGGAGUCUGGAUGUCCUGUCACAGCUGUGAUCCCUGUGUGGAGAAACCUGACCACGCUGGACAUGAGUCACAACGGCAUCAGCUCCAUCGACAGCUCAGUGAAACUCAUUCCUAAGGUGGAGUUUCUGGAUCUGAGUAACAACCAGCUGUCCACAGUGGAAAACCUGCAGCACCUGUACAAUCUGGUCCACGUGGAUCUAUCGUAUAACAGCCUGAAGGUCCUUGAAGCCGCUCACACCCGUCUUGGAAACAUCAAAACUCUCAACCUGGCCGGCAACCAGCUGGACCAGCUGACCGGCCUCACCAAGCUCUACUCUCUGGUCAACCUGGACCUCAGUCACAACCAGCUGGCUCAGUUGGAGGAGAUCAGGAACAUCGGCUCUCUGCCCUGUCUGGAGAAACUCAACCUGUCCAGUAACCCCAUGUGCAUCAUCCCAGACUACAGAACCAAAGUCCUGGCCCAGUUUGGUGACCGUGCAGCAGAGGUUUGUCUGGACGGGAAAGUGACGACGGAGAAGGAGUUGGACACAGUGGAAGUGUUAAAAGCCAUUCAGAAAGCCAAAGAAGUCAAAGAAAGGAAGAGCAGCGGCGACAAGAAGAUCAGUGAGGAGACCAGGCUGGCUGCUCCUGCACCUCCUCACCUCUCCUCUUCCUCCUCUCCUCCCUCCUCCUCUUCCUGCUGCUCCUCUGCUGUCGCUCCUCUUGCUGUCACCUCUUCUUCUUCUUCUUCUUCUUCCUGCUCUUCCUGUCCGGCCCAGCAGGCUGCCUGCCCCAGCCAAGAAAUGACGAGCAGAGAAGAAGCCCCCGUUUCCCCCAGUGCCCCCCCUCCUGUGGACACUGCACCUCCCCCUGCAAGCUUUAACACAAAUACACAACUCCUGUCUGUUGAACCCGAGCAGGUACAACAACCUGCUGUCAGUCUGUCAGAACAAACACAAUGUGGAGAUCCUCCAAGUAAUGCUACAACUACAACAACUUCUUCUAUUUCUGUCUGUUGUGUCUGCUCCUCUUCCUCCUCCACACCAGAAUCAACAUCGUGCCUCACCUGCAGCUCGGCCUGCUGCCCUCUACUUCCUGCUCACCUGGUCUCCCUCUCCUCCUCCAACAAAGACUUCAUCACCCACCUCUCCCAUCUUCUCAGCUCCGCUCUGAAGGAGCAGAAGACGAAGAACAUGGAGGAGGAGGAGGCGGAGACGGAGGAGGAGACGGAGGAGGAGACGGAGCAGGAGAGGGAGGAGGAGAGCUCUGAAACCAGAGAGAUUCAGUCCAAUGUGGAGGGAACUGAGGUGGAAAUUCACAGUCCAGGCUCCAGGGACGGGUACUUUGAGAUGGGUCUGGAUGACUCUGUUGAGGAGUCGGUCUGCUCCUCCUCCACAUCACUAACCGGUCCUUCUGCAGAGGAGUCCAUCCCUCCCCAGGGGGAGCCGUGUGAGGAUGAGGAGGAGGAAGAGGAGGAGGAAGCAGAGGUGAAGGUCAGCAGGGUUCUGUGGUGCUACUGUCUUCAGGUGAAGGAGGAGGUGGAGCAGAAGAAGGCGUGUCUGGUGCUAAGCGAUCAUCUGUUUUGCCUGCUGUACCUCAAAGAUGAUUUCACUUGGGCCAAUCAGGACGCAGACCAGGAGCAGGGUUCGCCUGUGGAGGAGGUGCUGUCCGGCCUGGAGGUGGACCUCCUGCUGCCAUACUCCCAGCUCCUGCUCUCCUCCCACGCAGAGCUCCCCGACUCCUGCCUCACAUUGGGUUGCCAAGCCAGUCCAUCCCGUUGGUACAUCUUCUCUGAGUAUGAGGAGCUCCGACGGACCAGGAGUGAGCUGACAGGACUGAUACAGGCAGCAGGUUCUGACCUUGAGCCCCCCAACAGUCCUCAGCUCCUCCCCCGCUCGCUCAUCAACUCCUGGGAGCUGGAGGAGAGUCAGGGAGCCAAAGGAGGCUAUCCUGCCCACCUCCUUCCCUCCCCCUACUCCUCCUCCUCUCCUACAGACCGCCACCAUCUCCUGUCAGACAUAUUAUCCGCAAACGAGAAGCCCAGCCUCCCCACUCUCCUUUUUCUCACUCACCGACACCUCUGGGUGCUGAAGAUGGACUUCAGAGAGCUGGCAGAAAGAGAGCGAGAGAGCAAAGGUGAUCUUCAUCAACCCUCUUCCUCCUGCUGCAGUCUGGUGCGGGUGCCCCUCGGCUCUGUGGUGCUUCACCCCAGAGAGCGAGCUUCUCAGGUCACGGUCAGAAACAGCUACACUUCCUGUCAGGACCCCAAACACCAGCACAGGAGCAGUCACUGUGUGGAGGUGUUGCUGGGUGGUGAGAUGCUGCUGUUGCUCUUCCCUUUGGCCCGGGACAGAAGCUCAUUCCUGGGGGAGUUGAGCCAGCAGAGAGCCUCUCUGGAGGGGCUGAAGAUGGUUGCGCUGCCUCAACCCUGCAUGCCCUGCCUACACCAAGAACAAAACACUCCAGGCCAUUACAGAUCCAGGGACCAGUGCUGUUGUUCCAGUAACAUCAAAUCCCAAAGCACCGGCAGCUGGGACUCCUCCCACCCUCAGUUGGAGGAGAACCAACCUUCACCCCACCUCCUGCCAGGUCUCUCCCCAGGAUUGAAGCUCCUGUCUGGGCUCCAAGGACAGCAACUGCUGGCUUACUUCCACAGAUAUAUAGCGAUGUCCAAGGCUGAGGAGGUGAGACAGGUCCUGUGGCUGUCUGUGGUUCUGUACAAGUCUCCUGAUUCUGAGCUCACCUGCUGUCUGCUGCUCUCCACGGACACAAUCUACUUCCUGUUAGAAGACUCCGCCUCCACGCUCGGCCAUAACUCAGUGUUGGACACGAUGGACUCUGGAGAUCCCGACGUCUCUCUGUGCUGCUGCCUGUCCGUCAGACUGUCUGAUCUUCUGUCUGUUAACGUGGGACUGUUCGACCAGUACUUCAGAGUCGUCGGACGUUCAGCCGAUCACAUCGUGUGCUGUCUCAGCAGGGACAGUUACGGGACCGGUCUUUUUCUUCAGGAGCUGAUGUCAGCUCUCAGUCUGCAGCAGCAGCUUCCUCCUCCAGAGCCGUCGGAUCAGGACUUCUACUCCCAGUUCACCAACACAAACACAGGUAAGAUGCAGAACUACGAGCUGGUCCACAGCAGCAGGGUGAAGUUUAUUUAUCCCAGCGAGGAGGAGAUGGGCGACCUGACCUUCAUCGUGGCAGAGAGGAAGACUUCAGCCAGCGCGGCAUCCUCGUCCUCACGCUCAUUCAACGUCCUGCUGUACCUGCUGGUCUUCCAGGUGCAGAUCCCUAGCAGUCUGCCCAGUCAAGGCUCCACUCUGUCAGGUCACUCCCCUCCAUCUCCGGUCCUCCAGCCCAGGACUCUGAUCCUGACCAGCACCGACGUCUUUCUAUUGGACGAGGACUACGUCAGCUAUCCUCUGCCCGACUUUGCCAAAGAACCGCCCUCCAGGGAGCGGUACCAGCUGCGUGAAGCUCGGAGGAUCAGGGACUUGGACCGGGUCCUGCUCGGGUACCAGACCUACCCUCAGGCUCUGACUCUGGUGUUCGAUGACCUGCCGGGCCCUGACCUGCUCUGCCACCUCACCAUGGACCACUUCACAGCUGGAGGGGAGGAGGCCUCACCCAGAGGGGGAGGAGCCAGCGGGGGCGCAGAGGGCGAGGUCCAGUGGUGCGUGUUUGUCCCGGGAGCUGACAGCAGAGAGAGGCUGAUCUCACUCCUCGCUCGCCAGUGGGAGGCGCUGUGCAGCAGGGAGCUUCCUGUUGAGCUCACCGGGUGAUCGGCCGUGUGGACAGACGGGUGACUGUUCAGCGUCUCGUUGGUCAUCAGGAGCUGGAGGGUGGAGUCAGCGUGUCACAGGGAAUUACACACAAAUUCAGGUCUUGAUUAAGCGCUUUAAAGGCCUCAAUAUGCUUCAAACAGCCCUGGGCAAAGUUCUGUCUGACUACAAACGACGGCAAAGCACUAAAAGUCACAGCGAGGAGAAGAUGUGAUGAAUCAUCGUUAUGGGGAUAACGGAGCAAACUUUCAGUUUCUCCUUGUAGGCAUUAAGAUGUAGAAAGUGGUGUUUAAAAAAAGAGAGCGCUUAAGAUAGAAGUUAAAUCCUGUUUACUUGACACACUACUUGAUUUAAUCCCCUGACUUUGAUGUUUUGCACAUUAUGAAGAAGAGGGGUGGUUUUAUUUCAACGUCUCAUUAUGUUCAAAAGUCAAGCAACGAUGCACUUCACUCCCAUGGCCUCGGAUGUGUCUGCUUGGCAUCUUUUAUUUAAAUGAGAUCCUCAGCUGCAGAGUAACCUGUGGAGGAUCUGGUACAUGCUAUCCAACGACAUGCGCCGUUUCUUUUUCUUUAUCAUUGUGUAUGUUUGUAACUCAAAGUGCAGUCAGAAACCCGUCACAGCAAGCUCCAGGCCUCAUCCCACCGCCUUCUCUCUCUUUCUCCAACAACAGUGGAGGCAGUGAAAGAAGGAGCAUCAGGAUUGGCUCUGAUGUCGCCCAAACUGAGAGAUCUGACACCAGACGAUUACAUCUAUUUGUGUUUAAAAAAAAAAAAAAAGGGCAGUUCUUAAAAGGAAGCCCACUCAGGAAGUUGCACUGUGCGUCAACCGUGGAGGUAUUAUUUCAGCCUCUGGAAACCACUGCUUAAGCAUGGCAAAGUAUAGAAUUUAACUUCAGUAAUUUUAUAUGUGAAAAUAGCAAAUACCAAUACAUUGGUAGCCGCUAGUGUGACGUUGUAAUUGUCAGAAUAUUGGUUUUUACCCUGGAAAUACAAUCUGUAAAAGAUCUACCGGUAUAUGUCAAUAUGCAAGGUGUCAGUGUCAACACUCCUGUUGCCGUUUAGAAUUAGAGGUUAAAACAAUCAAAGUCUUUUAAUAUUUCUUACAUGUACUAUUGGGUUGUCGUCAGUAUUUCUAAAUAUUAAAUUUUAGGCAUUAUAGGAAGGAAAAAAUGGCGUCUAAACAACUCUUCUGAGAGUAAGGAGUGAAGAGAAGUGACUGGCCCUCCUACUCUGCUUUUGGUCGAUGUGGAUGGAGGUUGUUUCAAGUGCUGUCAGACGACCGAAGAAGCACUUGGUUUGAAGCAUACUGUGGCCUUUAGUCUUAACUCUUGGAAACAUGAAGGGAUUUAGCACUUGGUACACACAGUUUGGCGUCAGCUUCAGAGAAAAAAACUGAGAGUGAGAAGGACUCAACGGACACUACAGACUGAGAGAGGAGCCUGUGGCCUCACAUGGAGCCUAAACAGUGGGAGUCAUUCCUAGAAAAACCACGAGUAUCUCCACAAAGAAGAUUUACUUAUCGUUUGGUGACAGACAGACAGACUUGUGUUGCACAGCAGGGGGCGCUGCAGACAGUCCACAGGAGUUCUACUAGAUUUUAAUCAAUGUUAACCUUAAUGGAACAGUUUUCAUUUCUGGUGAAUCCUCUUGUCCUCUUUCCUCUCCAAAAUCAGAUUUGAAUCAAAUUUUCAUCUGUUUGUCCAGUGCAAAGAGAGGUCGUGUGAACCUAGCUUAGCACAAAGACUUCAAGUCAGGGGAAACUGCUAGCGUAGCUUCAGAAAGAGAGAUUUAAAAAAAAAAAAAAAAAAAAAUCCCAUUUCAUUAACUCCAAAGCUGUUUGAUUUUCAUGUUGCUAUUUAUGUAAAUUUGCUCUUAAAACCAAAAAUCACUUUUUUAAAAUAUUUUUUUACAUUUUUUUGUGCAGUCUGACUUCAGAGGUGACAAGAGGAUGAUCCUAAAUGUUGGACUGUAGUUUUAAAUAGCACACACACACACACACACACACACACACACACACAUAAAAGCUGCUGCUCGGCACAAUCUGCUCUCUCAACAUUUUAUUCCUUGCACAUCAUAGCGGAUGAGGCAGUGUUAUUAAACUGUAUAUUAUUAUAAAUAUGAUAUUAAUAUAAGUGGUUGCUUUGGGACAGAUGUUUUCUAUCAUGAUGCAGACUUUGUACUAAACAUGAAGAUCCUGUUCAUACUCCCAACAUGAACUCUCAAAUGUCACAGUUAGUAUUAUCAUUGAGUAUUAUUUUUUAUAUUUUCUUGGUGUUUAUUUUAUUUUAUGUGUUUUUUUUUGUACAAUAAUAUCGACAAAUGGGAGCCCAGCUAAUGUUGGCCCCUCCCACUCUUCACCAGUGUUGUUUACAUUACAUGUUUUUGUCUUAAAGGGGAAUGCCACUUAAUUAAAGUGAAAAAUGAAAGAUC
Messenger RNA from Labrus mixtus (cuckoo wrasse), 7338 nucleotides. It is a transcript of the gene nisch, whose product is annotated as nischarin. The record is from RefSeq and is a predicted model, not a curated record. Gene Ontology annotation, molecular function: phosphatidylinositol binding; protein kinase binding; integrin binding. The coding region runs from base 350 to 4909 and encodes 1519 amino acids. Gene Ontology annotation, cellular component: cytoplasm. The transcript is spliced from 28 exons. Lineage: Eukaryota; Metazoa; Chordata; Actinopteri; Labriformes; Labridae.